Messenger RNA from Thyridium curvatum, 1608 nucleotides. RefSeq lists its product as uncharacterized. The coding region runs from base 1 to 1608 and encodes 535 amino acids. The transcript has 2 exons. Gene Ontology annotation, molecular function: protein binding. Lineage: Eukaryota; Fungi; Ascomycota; Sordariomycetes; Thyridiales; Thyridiaceae. The record is from RefSeq and is a predicted model, not a curated record.
AUGGCUCAACAACCGCCGAGGCCGGUGAUGGUGGAACCUGCCCACCUCACCGAAUUUGCCUCGGCGCGAUACUUCGAGAAGCUCUCGCAGCAGAGCCAACAGCAAAACCAGCAGCAGGUAGACCAACAUGGCCCGGGGGGUCCGUCAUCAGCGGGCGCGCCCUUCAUCCUCCCGUUACGCGGCUUGAAGACGCCAGCCGCGGAAGAGGCCGCACAUCAACCCGAAUUGAAGAAGAAGAAGCGCUUGGGGAUAUCAUUCUUCCACAAACCGUCUCUCGUGGUCCCCAGCGAACCACAAGAGCAAACAAAACCCCUCGUUGGGGAGGCCUACCCACGGCCCAGUCUUCCCUUCGAUUCCCUCUUCCUCAAUCUCCCGACCGAGUUGCAAAUACAAGUCAUCGCCUCACUACCGCUCUCAGACAUCCUCAACAUGCGCCGCUGGUCUAGAGCAUUCCAUGCCAUCAUCACAGCAAAUGAGGGACCAAUCGCGAGAUAUCAUCUCGAUCACCAAAUACCAUCAUAUGCCAAGAGGCUAUAUCCGCCGCCGGAUCCUUCCAGUCUCAGUCUUCAUUACGUAUGCGGCCUGUGGCACCGGUUACAUAUCGCCGCCAAACUCUCAUCCUUUAUCUGCGAAUGGGUUACGAAAGAAAUCUUCUUGAGGACAACGGAAACACAAAGGUUAGAGUUCGCGCCGCAAAGAGAAAGAAUGAGGCGCCGGUUGAUUCCUUUACUGUUCACCAUUUACCAUUUCUUUGAGACGUACCGGGCACGCCACAUCCAGUUCUUGCAAGAGCAUAAUGGCAAGGGCCUGCUACACACGCCUUACACCCUGAACCCGAUCGAGGCCGAGGUGAUGAGCAUGUACGACGACAGGACACUACUGCAGGUGCACCAGGUUUUCCCACUCGUCGUUGCCUCUUUCUGUCGUCGGUUACGACCGCCCUCGUACGUCGGAAGGGUGGAGCGAACGGUGCGAGGUUAUCUGAAGGAGAAGCCGGCAGACGAGAUUCACGUUGCAGCGCUGUGCAUCGGUGGCCUGCGACAGGUUGAACGAUUCUGGGAGAUCAAGGGAUACAACUGUCGACGAGGCGAGGUGGAUAGGUGGUACAACUCUAUCAUCACCACCAGUAGGGCACCGCUUAUGGAAGUACCGCAGCCGACUUUGAAACCUAGGAGAGGUCUGAUGGGAUUGGGGAGGAAGAAGUCGUCGCUGACGAUUCGGGAGGCCGCAAAGGCCUCCUCUGGCGACGUUGUCAACGGCACCCGCGAAUCUAUGGAGUCGAAUCUCGAGCGUCGGAACAGCGUCAUCUGGAGCAGCAGCCUGUCGCAGGGCAUGCCCAUGGGCCCUCUUCCGCAGGAGACUCUCGACCUUCUCGUACCGGAUCUGCCCGUCCUCCAGCAAAUGUGGCUGACCACGGCCGAGGCACUGAUCCUGGAGAGGAAGAUCGUGGAGCGACCUGCCGACAUCAAGAAGAACGCCCAGGUCAUGCUCGACCUCAUUCGUGAGGACGGCAUUGCCGACGAAGAUGAGUGGUGGUACGGCCAAGGCGAUUCGCCUUCGGUCCGGCCGCCCUUGGAUGCUAUCGACGAAGACCCCAUUGAGGAUUAG